This is a messenger RNA of Anthonomus grandis grandis, 2787 nucleotides long. RefSeq lists its product as uncharacterized. Bases 294 to 1388 code for a protein of 364 amino acids. The transcript is spliced from 8 exons. The record is from RefSeq and is a predicted model, not a curated record. Lineage: Eukaryota; Metazoa; Arthropoda; Insecta; Coleoptera; Curculionidae.
UAGUCUGUUUUGAAGUCGGAAAAUAUCUGAAUUAUUUGUAACAUUUGUAUGGGAAUUUUGAAUAUUUGUUAAAUUGAUUGGCCUCUUUACACUCAUAGGUUUUGUGUUCCCUAUUAGAGUACUCAUCACAUCAUCCAGGGAUCCUGAUCAAGUGAUUAUUUAUACAUAUGUGAUAACUGUUAAUAAUUAUUAAACUUUAAACUUAUCAGUUAAACAAAACAAGGCAUUUCAAAAAAUACUGGAAAAGUUCUGCAGAAAACUGAAAUCAGAGAAAUCCAGGGCAGCAAGAAGAUAUGCCAAAAACGCGCAAUGCUAAGAAUAAAGGUGGAGAUGGUGGUAGACCGCAAUAUAGAGAAGAUUCAUCUGAUGAUGAGAAUAUGUUUAACAUUGGACGUUUAAGAACAUUUUUUGACUUUUUGGUUCAACAUAAUAGUCCAAAUAGAAAGAGAAAAAGCUCUGCUGGCAGAGGAGGUUCCAAGAGAAAGACAUCCCUACCUACAGAUGAUAAUACAUCUGAUUGUUCCCGGUGCCAUCGCCAUCGUAGAUCUCCUAAGAAGAGACCUACUAAGAAAAGUGCAGCAUCAAAAACUCAAAUGAAGGAAUGUUGUGCUUCAACUUCGACGGCAACCAAUAUAGAUCUAGUUGAUUCUGAUUCAGGAGAUGAGAUUAACCCAGUUGUAACCGAGUCGCACAAGGACUCGAUAACGAAGAAGGUAGAUACGUUCUUUCAAAGAUUUGAGUCAGACGAUGAUGAUUACGAUUCAAAACGAGCCAAACCCGCGACUAUGGCGGAGAAGAAAAGCAAAGAAUUUUACACAUUUAAUUCUGAUACUGAGGAAGAACAGGAAAAUACACAAAAGGUUCCCAAUGAGCCAGUUACAUCUAAACCAAGUACAAGUAGUGUGCCAAUUAGCAACAUUGUGACAACUGGCCUAAAGUUAUUAACAUCAGCUCCAUCAUUAAAUUCCGAUAAGAAAGUGCAAGACAUUUUUGCAUAUGUAGAUGAGGUCAUGAAAGAAUGUGAUGAGGUGUUUGUCUUAGAGGAUGAUAAGCCUAAGGAAAAUAUACCUGAGUUGAGUCUAACAGAUCUUAAAAAGAAAACGGCAGAAAUCUUGGCAAAUGUCGAAACUGAAGCAAAAAAUCUAAAGGACAUAUUUGAUCUGAAGGCAAAGGAAACAGAGAAGAAUACUGUGGAACCUACAAAAGAUGCCCCUUGUUGCCCGGUUUGCCUUGAACAACUAGGUGGAGGUCGGCAAGCGAUGUCUACUUUGUGUGGUCAUAUGUUUUGUGAGCCCUGUCUCCAGCAGGUUAUUAAAUCUACUAAGAGCUGUCCUUCAUGUAGAAAAAGGCUUACCAAAAAGUCUAUGUAUCACCCUAUUUAUAUAUAAUUAAUUUUUAUAUUAUUGACUUUUACGCUAUGAAAAAUCGUCGUUUGCAUAUGUUUUUUUUGUAGUGAGUUUAUAAUUAAAUGUGUUAAUAAGCAUUCCAUGGCGUGAUUGUGAUUUGUUAAAAGUAACUGUUGAUUAUUUAAGUUUCGAGAAGGGUGAGAUCAUAGUACAAAUGAAUUUAAGGAACAUUUGUUUAGUAAAAAUUUACUCUAUUCUAUAUUCCAAAAUUGUUGCUAAAGAAAUCGAAGUUUUUAAGAAAUAGUUGAAUUUGCCCUUUUUCAUUUUCUUGUCUAUGAUACUGGUCUGGUUAGGUAGAGAUCUGCAGAAGUAUACUUUUUAAGAAUCUCAAGCCAAUUUUUUUUCCAUUCUACUUUCUCAUAAUUACAAUAUUUAAAAAAAAAAUAAAGAUAAAAAUUUUAUACGGCCUUCAAAAUACUUUACUAAAUUAGAUUUUUAUUUUCAACAAUAGACCUUAAUUGCGGCUAAUUUACAUAAGGUAUUGUAAUAAAAAAUGUAUAUUUAUUGUAAAAAUGUGUAUUUAUUAAACGUACGAGGUACACAUUAACUGAAUGUCUAGGCAGGGUGUAAAUAGGUUUAAAUUAUGGCCAUAAAUAUAAAAAUGCGAGUAAUAUUAUAGGAUUCUAAACAAGUUAUCAUCAUUAUGUAUUUCCGUUACCCUUGGCCCCCUGUAUGUUGCAAAGCGUUAGCUUCUUUUUAAAAAUAUUUAGACUCUUCUUUCACUGGUCCUAAAAUAAAAUUGAAAUACUUCAAAUACUAAUUAUUACAAUAUAAGUGUAGGAUGUCAGUGUAUGAGAGCCAUCGACGUAACAAGGACUUUUCAUUAAUUAUAUAAAUUAUUUUAAUAUUUUUUUUUAAAUGUGAUUUCCAGAUUGAUUUAAUAAUUUGAUUAGAGCUACGUUAAGUAUUUAUUUUGCGUUUGGUCUAUAUUAGGCGCAGGCAGGCAUAUUAACUUAACUUCAUGAAAAGAAUUUACUUUCAAUAUUGUCUAGUAGUAAAUCAACACGAUAUUUCAUACAUGAAACUACUUUAAUUUGAAAAAAGUUUUGCAAAUAGUCUAAAAAGUGUUUUUUUACGUCUUUUCAAAUCUAUUUUUUUCUCAAAGAGUGAUUUUCAACAUAGCUGCUCGCCCCCCUGGAGAAUACAAGAAGACAAAAAUUACUUUUUGAGGAAAAAAUACGCCACAAAUUAAAAAACCAAAAUAGUCGGCCUUGUUGUGUAAGACGACCGACGAUUUUUGAAUGAAAACGAUGAAUAAAAAAUAAAUAAAAUGCCUAAAUAGCUUUUUGCAGCAAAAUACAGUUAAUUUUGGUAGUAAAUGUAUUUUUUAGAGAAUAUUUUUAUGUGAGUGAUUUUUGUAUUAUAGUAAUUAUUAUUUAAA